This is a messenger RNA of Phoenix dactylifera (date palm), 1370 nucleotides long. Its product is annotated as golgin family A protein. The record is from RefSeq and is a predicted model, not a curated record. Lineage: Eukaryota; Viridiplantae; Streptophyta; Magnoliopsida; Arecales; Arecaceae. Gene Ontology annotation, cellular component: plastid.
CUCCCCUCCCCUCCCCUUCGCAGCUUCGCUGCCCUGCUUUCCUCGUCUUUUUCGUUCUCCCCCCAUGUCUCUGCUUCACCUCCCCUGCUCCCAACUACCCCUUCCCCUCUCCUCCUCCUCUUCUCCUCCCCUCCCCCUCUUUCGGCCGAUCUGUUUUUAUUCUUCUCGCCCCAAACCGAAACCCCAAAACCUCCCCGCGAGGGACCGAGUCAUAGACUUCGGCAAGCACAAGGGCCGAAUGCUUGGCUCCCUCCCCUCCAACUACCUCCUCUGGGUCUCGAAGAACCUCCGCGCCCGCAACUUCGAGCACUGGGCCCGCCUCGCCGACGAGGUCCUCCGCGACCCCGUGUACCGCGACCGCAUCGAGUGGGAGUCGGCGGAGCGCAUCCUCAACGGCGACGGCCGCCGGGGCUCCUCCGAAUCCCCUGUCUCCGAUCUCCUCGACAUCAGCGAGAGGUUCGGGUGGGACAACGAGGAUAAGGCCAGCUGGGCCCGCGUCGACUUCCAGCUCCUGGGGACUUCCAUGGGCGGAAGGAUCCCCCGGGUCAAUGAGGGCGGGCAGGUCAAGCCAGAAGGGGAUCGGAGAUCGAAGCAAGAGAGCAAAGGUGGAAUUUUUAGCAGAGAUUUGAAGGAAAAAGCGAGGGAACAGAAGAAAUAUGGAAUCUUUAGUAGCGAUCCGAAGGCUUCGAGGAGUGGCAAGAUGGGUUCUUUGGAGAAGGAAAUGGGUUCUUCCGGGAGGGAUUGGAGAUGUAUGGAAGUGAGAAAAGAUGGAAUUUUCGGUGAAGAUUUUAAGGUAAAGAGCGUGGGGAUUGGAAGCGAGGAGGAGAUGGGAACUGGAAUGCGUGAUGGGAGCAUAGGAAAUGCAAGAAAGGUGGGAUUUUUGAGCAAGGGGCAUAGGUUUGUACUUGGGGAGGAGGAGAGUGAGGGGGAUGAGGAGUUGAAGGUGAGGAGGAGGAGAGCAGAGAGGAUGGAGAGAAGAAGGAUGAAGAGGGAACAGCAGGUGAGGAAUUUGAGGCGGGAAGUGGGAGUGGAGGAAGGGAGUGGAGGAAGGGAAGGGGUUUUUGUGAAGAAGAUUGAGGCUGUGGGGAGUGCGGUGUCGGCGAAUCCCUUUCCCGGGCGUGGAGUUUUUCUGGACAAGAUCAAUGAACAAAGAGAUUGAUCCCGUUUUGCCUCCCGAUUAGCCCGAUUACAUUUGCUUCUCAUCUUGUACUCAAAACAGAGAGAGAGAGGGAGAGAGCUUUUGAGCCUUCCUCCGUCUUCUUUUAUUCUGUUUGGCAUAAUUUGGUAGGCCAGCAUUUGGCAUAUGCAAGUAUUUCCGCGAUGCUUGAAUUUUAAUAAUAUUAGCAAUAAAUUUUAGAUUUAGAUGAUCA